Ophidiomyces ophidiicola is the source of this 1329-nucleotide messenger RNA. RefSeq lists its product as uncharacterized. Bases 1 to 1329 code for a protein of 442 amino acids. Gene Ontology annotation, molecular function: DNA binding. Lineage: Eukaryota; Fungi; Ascomycota; Eurotiomycetes; Onygenales; Onygenaceae. The transcript has 3 exons. Gene Ontology annotation, cellular component: nucleus. The record is from RefSeq and is a predicted model, not a curated record.
AUGGGAAAGAAAAAGCGCGGCCAUCCAGACCUUGAGGAACUCCUCGGUCGCCCGUGGUGCUACUAUUGCGAGCGCGACUUUGACGAUUUGAAGAUUCUUAUAUCUCAUCAGAAAGCAAAACAUUUUAAGUGCGAUCGUUGUGGAAGACGGCUAAACACUGCUGGAGGUUUAUCGGUGCAUAUGAGUCAAGUACACAAGGAGCAGCUGUCUGCAGUUGACAAUGCGCUCCCGAACCGAUCGAGCUUGGACAUUGAGAUUUUUGGCAUGGAGGGCGUCCCGGAGGAUAUUUUGCAGGCCCAUAACCAGCGUGUUAUCACUCAGUACCAUCAAGCUGAGGCUGAGCGACGCGCUGCGACUGGAAACCCAGCGCCCGGGGUGUCGGGCGGCAACCAGCCGAAAAAACCAAAACUUGAAGCUGCAUCAGACUUGAAAAAGCGGCUAGCGGAACACAAGGCGAAGCUAGCAGAGAAGACGGCGGGAACAAGCAGUGGCGGUAAUACUCCCGUUAGUACCGACCAAGGAUUGCAGGCUGGAAAUUCAUACGGUACUCCGCAAUAUCCAGCCAAUCCGUCUAAUGGUUCAGCACCACCCUACAGCUAUCCCCAACAGUAUCAGCAACCAGCACAAACAUUCCAAAAACAACCCGAGUAUCCCACUCCUGGAUUUCAGUCACUUCCUGGACAACAGUUUCCAGCUCAGUAUUCGUCGCCAGCCAUGUCGCCGUCCCAUUUCCAACCUCCAUUACCUGGACAAAGCCCUGUCGUUUCCGCCACGCCCCCUUUGCCAUUCCAGCAGCAGCAACCGCCGCAGAUGCGAACUCAUACACCUCCCCAGUCAGUACCUCCAGUUCCUUCGAGACCUUCAAGUCUGCCUGCUGCCCCAGGUCUGCCUCAGAGACCCAGCUUUUCUGCGCCACAAGUCAACUCGUGGCAGAUGCAGCAAAUGCACCAUGCAUCAAUACCUGUACAACCACCCGCUAGCACGCUCUUAGCAAACACGGAACUUGGAGCGCAACCUGCGGUGGUGCCAGCAGCAGGCCGAGCAAUAUUGGACGAAGCUAGGCGGAACGACGAGCCACAGAAAUCCGCACAGGCUGCAGCGCCCGAAGAAACGACGGAAGGGAAACUAUCUAAGAAGGAAAAAGCGAAAGCGUCCAGACUUGUCUAUUCUGAUAGUGAAGUUAGUCCUGAAGAAAAGAUGGCGAAAUUGCCUAGGUAUGCAUUCGUUCCUGAACGCAAAGAAGAGACAGUACUUCGUGAUGCAACUACUGCUGCUGCUGCUGCAAGGACUGUUGAUGCUUCGGAUGAAAUUACAAACCCACCAGAGUAG